AUGUCAACUUCAUCAAUCGCGCCUCAGACACUAACCUACGUCUCGGGCAGCGCAGAUCCCGAGCAGCAACUUGACCUCUACCUGCCCACUUCUCCAGCAACGGGCCUAACUAUCUUCAUCCAUGGAGGAGCUUGGAGAACUGGAUCACGGAAAGAUCACGUCGACCUUGCCCAGUACCUCUGUUCCCGGGGCAAGGCUGUUGCAGUGAUCGACUACAGACUCUCUGUUGCGGACGAAGCGACUGGCUUGCCAAAAAACGUCCAUCCUGUGCAUGCUCACGACGUCAAUGCAGCAAUGAGCUUCUUGUAUAGACAUCAAGCCGUACCGCACAAGGGCUGGGUGGUGGUUGGACACUCGGUAGGAGCUUGGCUCGCAUUGGCGGCCCUCAUCGACGGUCAGCCCAAACAGGGCGAUAUGCAGCAUCCGAAACCUAUGCCUGUUCUGGAUAGUGGUGCGAGAGAGUGCAUCAAGACCUGUGUGUUGGUGGAUGGCAUCUUCUCCAUUUCUGAUCUGCUCAAAGAGUAUCCGCCCUAUGAAGGAUUUGUUGCACAGGCUUUCCUGCCUCAGCCUGGGCCUAGCAACUACGACAUUGUCUCUUGUGAAACCUGGCCACUGGCGCUACAAGGAAAAGAUAUACACGUGUGGCAUUCGCGAGACGACGAGCUGCUCUCUUUUAAGCAGAGUAUCGAUGUGAUCCUGCACCUCGAUCAUAAGCUGUCCGCUUUAUCUGCAAACAACGAUGCGAUCGUAGAAAUCCCCGAAGCUGGCCUCGCAAGCAGCACCUCGGUCAAUGGCGAGAACAGGAGCCUCGCUUCCAUCUACGGCCACGUCAAGAUUCGAAACGCUUCUCAGCUGCAUGCUGACUUGACGAGCCUGAGAGGUGCACACGACGAUCUUUUGCACACCAAGAUUUUCUGGGAUCUCCUCCACCAUCUGUAA
Messenger RNA from Mycosarcoma maydis (corn smut), 939 nucleotides. RefSeq lists its product as uncharacterized. The coding region runs from base 1 to 939 and encodes 312 amino acids. The record is from RefSeq and is a predicted model, not a curated record. NCBI's taxonomy places the organism in Eukaryota, Fungi, Basidiomycota, Ustilaginomycetes, Ustilaginales. The transcript has 2 exons.